Molecule: messenger RNA, 1224 nt
Organism: Branchiostoma floridae (Florida lancelet)
Lineage: Eukaryota; Metazoa; Chordata; Leptocardii; Amphioxiformes; Branchiostomatidae
Product: probable ATP-dependent RNA helicase vasa-like
Exons: 1
Coding region: 266-604 (112 amino acids)
Molecular function (GO): zinc ion binding; nucleic acid binding
Source: RefSeq, a predicted model, not a curated record
CAUUAUUUCUUCAGGUACACAGAAUGAAAUGUUUAAUUGGACUAUAACCGGCUUGGAGUGGCCAUAGACAAGACUGCUAGCAGAGAACCACAGGUGACAGGACCCGUUUAUCCAUCUGUAUUAGGCCAGGCUUCAAACGGCCGUGAGGAGGCUGGUGAGGGCGGCUAAGGAGGCUGGCCACAAGAGGCUGGGGCGGUUUAAAGAGGUGCAGGUUUUCUUUGCGGGCACAGCCGCCAGCCCGACCGUAGGGAAAUAUGUAGGAAAGAUGCUGAUGACGAAAGAGGAGCUCCGUUUCGCAGAGGAGGCGGAGAAGGCUCGGGUGGAGCUGCGGCGAGCAGAGAAGGCCAUGCAUAUGCCCCCCACCCCAGCCUGGAUGCCAUCACGACCAGGCAUGGGGUCAAGGGCCGGUGCCUCUAUAGCUCCCCGAAACAACGUCUCCGGGGGAGGGUUUGGUGGGAGGCAGGGCAAGGGCCGGCCUUUCAGGUCCGGCGGCCCCAACUACCGAAGGGAUGGCCCGAGGGGAAGAUGCUUCAACUGCAAUGAGACGGGCCAUCACAUCAAGGACUGCCCCACCCCCAGUCUGGCCAGAGGCGGUAGACCAUAACAAGACGGGAAAGGAAAAACAAAAAGGAAGUGUAACAGCAUGUCACGCGAGGAGAGAUAAGGCUGGUCAAGGCAUACGGACAUGUAGAUCAGAUGGAUAGAUGUAGACGUAGUACUAAUAGUGUGAACGCAGACAAAAUUGGAAAAACGAGGAACCGGACACAUGAUAAUAAGACUUGGAGGUCAUCAUCAACACCUUUGAAUAAAGUCCUGGUAUCGCUAUCCUAUACAUGUGUGCGAGUGUUGUUUUGUUUGUGUGUUCAACUGAACAAGAUGGUUGUGUUUACACAUAGCUUUAUGCCCGAUCUAGACACAUUUUUCCCGAUAUUGCCGCAAUCCGCCGAUAUGGUUGAAGCAGUCAAGGUAAGUUAUGUCUGGCGGAAUAUACGGAUGUCAGGAACGGCGCACUCGCCGUUAAAUUUUUAAUCCAAAAGGUGUCUGCACGCGCAUAGUACUCCGCAAUUUCGCUACAUGAUCACUAAAAAAUACAAAUCACUAGAUGAAAUAUCGUAUGCUUCACUUGUCAUGCAAGUCCUUUUUCUGGUUUAUUAUUUAAUGUGUAGGAUCACUUUUUAUUUAAUUUGAAGAAGAAGUGGGUACUUCUUAUGGAUCCGUUUAAAA